AUGCUUGUCGCUAUUACGACGAACAAAAUGACAAGCGUAAGUGAAUGCUUCGAUGCUGACGAUGACAAUGCUCGUAUUUGUGGAUCAAUCACGCCUGAUACAGUUUUGUAUACACUCUUCCGGGAUAAUGCGGAAUCAACUUCAUGUCCUUUUGAACAAUCAUGGUAUUUUGACAAAAAUCGCCAACUAUCGACAUCGUGUCAACCAAAAGCAUUUCAACAUUGUUCUUCCUCGAAUACAUUCCAGUUAACGUACAACAGUCGAUGUGCAGCAAAUCAAAAUGUAAGAGCAACAUGCUUCGCUCAAUUCACUGAUGGAAACGUCAAUUAUGUCGUGGCUCGAAGUCUCGAUCGUCAACGAUUCGUCUGUUUUUCAUAUACGAAAACAAAACGUGAUGAACAACAUAUUGCGCCUAAUGAAGUUUAUCUAUCUGCUGAUGAUACAUGUCGAGAUCUACCAACAAGAGAGUCCGCUGUUGUGUUAAAUGUGCUUCCAAGUUCGUAUCAGCAUCAAUUAGAAUCGAAUAUUCAUUUACCCACAUGGGUUCACGGUCGCUGGUUAACUGUUGGAACAAAUGGUUUACAUGCCAAUGUAGUUUAUAUCAAUAAUAGUCAAUUGCUUGUAAAAAAGAAUAAUGAUCAAACGGUUGUUCAUGAUUUGAAAUUCACACGUUUAAUGACCAGUAAACGACCCAACGAGCAGAUCAUUCGCAUCAAAGCAAAAUCUAUGGAACAAUGUUCAUCUAUCUUUUAUUGUAUAAAAAUUGUCCAUCGCUCCUCAUUCGUCAUCGAUCUUUCAAUCGGUUUCGAUGAUCACGGAUGUAAAGACACUCAUUUGCAUCAGACAAUUUUCAAAUCUUCCACGAUCUCCAAUGUUUCCUGUCCACAAAUCGGUAUUUAUAAAUCUUCAAGUACUUAUCGACCGCUUAUCCCUGUUUCCACAUGUACAACGGGUGUUUGGAUCUUGUCAAUUGGAUGUGAAUCAACAAAUAAAAGUGAAUUAACCUUUUCGUCCACAUGUCGUCAUGAAACUGUACCUGAUGUUCAAAUCAUAACAUCAAUUAAAGGUGUAUGUUUGGCAUCAUGGCGUACAGACCAUCGGUUUCAACGUACGAUUAUUCUUUACGAACAAAACCGAGCUUUUUGUCUGAUUCAACCAUUGAAAAGUAUGACAGCAAGUUGGAUUAUAUCCGAUUCGAGCUGUACACAUUUCAGUGCAUCAUCAAUCAAUGUUGAGAAUAGUCUCAGAUAUUCGGAUACGUGUGAGCAAUACAAGAGAACUUAUCAAUAUUUAACAACAAAUCAUAGUUCAAUGUCGAGAAUAUCAUAUUUAUUGUUUUGUUUUUUAUUUGUUCUUUUUCUAUGCAAGUAUUAA
Molecule: messenger RNA, 1374 nt
Organism: Adineta ricciae
Lineage: Eukaryota; Metazoa; Rotifera; Eurotatoria; Adinetida; Adinetidae
Source: the annotation of a GenBank genome assembly